This is a messenger RNA of Linnemannia hyalina, 4686 nucleotides long. The record is from the annotation of a GenBank genome assembly. NCBI's taxonomy places the organism in Eukaryota, Fungi, Mortierellomycota, Mortierellomycetes, Mortierellales, Mortierellaceae.
AUGAAAUCUCACCAUAUUUCGAGAAUGAACAAUGGACAGAAGAACUCAGAGCUUCGACCGGCGCUGGAUACAGAGGAUAUCAAAUCACAACUUAACGCCAUUGUAGCUCCUUACGGUAUCCUGUUCCCCAAGUCCAUGGAGGAAGACUCAUCCAUGUCUCUCGAUCUCACAAAUCCAGUCUCUCUUGACACCGGCAUCGAACAGUCCACAGACAGCCAUACCUUGACAACUGCCUCCUCCUUCUCUCCUGGGGAAACCCUAAAGACUGUCUCAAGGCAGCCAACCAUGUCAGCUAUCGAUGGAGCGAGUCUCGGUAUCCAGAGCGCACCGGGGUCGGUGGUCGAGUCCACAACAGAAAAGACCUUUGCAGAGGGUCGGUGGAGUUCUCUCGAUGGAUCCUCACCUGAAAGGAGAGGACCGCGGUCCAACAAAGGAGGAAUCACCAAGUCUGGGUCGAAACUGGUCAAGGGCUGGAAGAAGUUCCGCCAGAGUCUCAAAGCCGGCAACACUCUCUCCAGCAGCCCAGGCGGUACCCCGCCCUUGUUUGGAUCCCAUUCCUCUGUUGCAGAGGACGCGACUCGCAGUGAUGGUUUCCCGGCAGUCUCGUCCGUAGGAGAACAGCGCAGGGCGUUGAGUGAUCUCGGCCGUCCGUUCGAAAUAGGUGCGGAUGAUAAUCUUCUCGAUUUCGGAACUGGGUUUGGAACGGGAUUGACACACAAGUUUAGUUCGGGAUCCCUCAAGAAUUUACUUCUAAAGGGGUCCUCUAUUUCAAGCGUGAAAGAUCUUGAUGUUCACUUGUUGCCGACCAUACGGUCGGGAGCUACACUAGAGUCACACGACAAACAGGCCGGAGGAGGAGGAGGAGGAGGAGGAGGAGGAGGAGGAGGAGCAGUAGUGGUGGAUACAAACUCGGUCAUGUCGUUGGGAAAGAUGAUACAGUAUGGAAAAGAGGACUGGAUUGCACAGCAGCAGCAGGAACGAUUGACCCAACGCAGUCGGUCGUCAUCCAAGCACCAUCCUAGUGGGCCAUUCAGCGCGGCCGAGCCUAGCACUUCUGGAGAUGUCGUUCCCGCCACUAGAGAAAAUGCAACUGUUGGUGGUACCGACGCAGUAGUGGCGACCGGUAUUAUUCCCACUACAGGUGCAGAUUUAGUUCGGGGUGGUGCGGAGGAUCUAAUUACGUUGUCUGGUUAUGCUGAAAGCGAGGAGGCGACCGACAUCCCAGUCGUUUCCGUCAUUCAACCGACCGAUAUUGGCAUUGUGACGGAACCAGAGGAGGAGGGUCCAGUUUUCGUGUCGGGUAUUGACGUUUUAGACACGCCGACGGUCGUGGCGAGGGAGAAUCGACUUGGGCAGGACCUUGCGACGCCUCAGCAGUGGCGACUCAGUACGCAUGGUACUCCAAAGGUGGUUGGAUCGAUCUGUGAGAGGCGUAUCUCUGGUGUCUGUGACAGCGAGGUCUACCUCCAGCGCCUUAUGCAAGACUCUGUUGCUCCCGAGCAAGAUCCGUCCGAGAGUGGUCAGCCAGAAGAAAACGAGGAGGGCCGCAUGGAUAACGCGUUCCAUGUCCCGCUAUAUCAGUCUGUGCAAUUGGCAUCGGCCACAUUCGACAAUGGCCAACGGAUCCCACUUGUGCUGUACUAUGUCACCGAGGAACUCCGUGCUCGAGUGUCCCGAGGAGAUGUUGUUGAGAUGAUCGACAGCCUGUUCCCGGUCGACUGGGAGGAAUCGGAUGAGGAGUUUGAGAAAUUGGUCGGUAUGUUUGACCAGCGACCCUUUGGUCAGCAGUUUGACUUGUGCCUGGAACCUCCAGCUGUUCCACUACCUUCAGAUAUCGAUAACCAGGUCCACCCCUUUGACCCAUCCGCUACCGAGACUGAUACAAUCGAGACUGAUACAACCGAGAAUGACAGUGCCGAGCAGACCGAGAGCAGCGAUGAUACCCCCACCGCCCCUGUUGAGCCAUCAAAGCCCAGAGUCUCCUCUCGUGACCUUUCUCGCCUUGUCCUCCGCUUCCUCAAGGACUUGCCUGAGCCUUUGAUCCCCGCUGACAUUUUCAGCACCUUUUCAGCCAUGACCAAGCUACAGACCCUCGACUCAGUCAAGAUCCAAGCCUCAUCUCUCCUGGUCCAACUGUUGUCCACCGAACACCGAGAGCUUCUCCAAUUCCUAUUGGAGUUUUUGGAUGAGGUCGUUUUGAGGUCGCUGAAUGAUGAAAUCGAGCGCCUUGAACACCCUGAUCCACCACAGCCUCUUGAGCAUGAGCCGACAAUUCCAGAGUUGGGCGACAAGUACAAGGACACUUUGGACCGACUAUCCAACAUCUUUGGUGUUAUCUUUUCUCAUGCCACCAUCAGAUCCGAAACAGGAAUAGGAGCAGGAGCAGAGAAGCAGCAGAGUCAGACGUCAUUGUAUCGCCAUUACAAGCGUGACUUUGAGUUGAAGGCCCUACAGGAACAAAACGCACAGGCUAUCCGCAACUCUGCAGCCGUGUUCCAAUCGCUCUUGACCUUCAGGACCACCAUCUUCGGAACAUCUUCUUUCUUACUUGGUCAGGAGAACAAGGACGAGUACGGCUCUGAUCGAUCGCAUUCUCGAGGUGGUGGUGUUGACCAGGAUGACCAGUCGAGUAUUCACGGAUCCGUCUAUGAUAUGGAUAGUGAUUAUGAGUACCAGUCUGAUAGCGCGUUGUACGAGGUCACGUCCAAGAGGCCACUGGGCAGACGACAUAUCGAAUCUAAGUUUCCCAGCUCACCCAAGCGACCAUUGACCAAGUCCAAGACUGUGCACUCGCGUCACCACCACCACCAUCGUCAGUUGCGCAAAGGUCGCAAGCAACGCAAGAGCGACUUUUCACUCGUCGUCACUACUGUAGAUGACGAAGGCGCAGAUGGUCAGGCUGGAGUGCAGAGAAAGACCAGUGCCGACACGCUAUGCGACUCGGCUGUCGACAUGACGACCAAUGUUGAUGUCGUGGCUUUGGCGGCGAUGCAGGAACAUACGGCACGGUCAUUGCGGAAUCAAAAGCAUCUCCCUCGCCCCUCUGUUGCUACCCUGCAUUCAAUCCUCGCUGAGGCGCAUUCUGUGAUUGAUGGCGCGGCCAACGCCCUCCACCCUACCGCCGCAGCAGCAGGCGCAGCCGCAGGAGUGGGAGUGCAAGCAGGCGCGACAGCAACAUCAACAGAAGGAGACGUCAUGACGCAUGACGCAGCAUCGAUGGUCGGAGACGCAGCCAGGACCGAGUAUGGCGAAGCGGCAACAGCAGAUCGCUCGGUCCGCCGCCUAGCAGGGAAGGGUGAAGGCGAAGCCGAUGACGAAGAAGGGAAGACCUAUGACCGCGAGAUAGGAUUCGGUCAUGCAGCUAAAACCAAGCUCAAGUAUGGGUUCAUGGACUUUCUUCAGGAGCCUCUUGAUCGCAAGCAAGAGGAGCGUGAGAUCCAAUUGGUCGAAAAGGAGAUUCUGCGUUCUGAAAUCACGACAAAGUUUCUAGCUGCCAACCUUGCAGGGCUGUAUCCUUCCAGUUCACAGACAGCCAUCCCAUCCAUCAUCCUGCCUUCUGCUCGCUCAACGCUCCUGCCUCAAACCUCGUCCCGUUCUAGCACCGAUGCUCUUGUUGUACCCCAAGCAUCGAGCGAGUCCUCGACUGCUGUUGGCACAACUGCCUUCAGUCGAGAGUUGACCCUUGCGCCCCAAGAACAAAUCCGACUCCCCGACAACCACCGCGCCUCUGACGAUUGUUCCUGCUCCUAUUGCACUACUUUGGUUCAGCCCAGCCAAAUCCCAGUCCUGACGCGUGACGAGUACGAGAAAGCCGAGUUGCAGUCCCAAUGCGAUGCCAAAGACCAGCAUAUCGCGGAGCUGUUAAAGACUGUCCAGAGUCUUCAGGGCGAGGUUAAUAUCCUCAACGCCAAGCUGCUCUUCUUGCACGAUCACCACACUACCCGCCCCAUGCGACGCAGGACCCUGGCCAGAAAUAGUUUCCCCGCCGUGCCAUCCUCAAACACACCAGGAGGAGAUUGGUCGUCAAGGCAGCAACAUCAUCCACCUCAACAGUUCUCAGAACCUCCUUCAUCGGCACCACAAAUGAGACACACCUCAUCCUUGGUACUACCCUCGUCAACCGCUACUAAUGCUGCUGCUGCUGGGAGUGAAUACAGUUCCCUUCAGGGGUCCCCAAAACUGUUUGCGGAGGGGAUUCAAACGUUCAACAACGCCGACACCCAAAUGAGUCGCGGCAAGUCUCACCACAUGUCCUUGGGAUGGGAAUAUGGUCAUAGCAGCGGACAGGACUUGAGCACUCUGGAAGAAGAUGAGACCAUGUCCUUCCUGGACCUUGAUGACCCGCAACGUCCCCCGCCACCACCCUUCCCCACCAACAACUCUGCCCAACGUCCCGGUCGCCCAGGCUUUGGUCUACGGGAGGUCGUCGAAGAGGAAGAGGAAGAUCACGAGCCCGAGAGAGAGGGAGAGGACUUGCUGGACGAGUUCUACUACAUGGAUGCCUACAAGACAAUGGACCAGCAGCUCUAUCGACGCCCGAUCCUGCCAAUCGCUGCACCUCCUAGACCCAUGUCGACUGACCAGUACAAGAAGUAUCAUCGUAUGAGCUUGCCGAUCCAGAAUUUGAGUAAGCGUCUUAGUCUUGGGCAGACAUUUCGUUGGAAGGGUCGUGCCACGGCUGCCUAA